This is a messenger RNA of Scatophagus argus, 4142 nucleotides long. Its product is annotated as centrosomal protein of 120 kDa. Gene Ontology annotation, cellular component: centrosome; centriole. The record is from RefSeq and is a predicted model, not a curated record. The coding region runs from base 181 to 3189 and encodes 1002 amino acids. Lineage: Eukaryota; Metazoa; Chordata; Actinopteri; Scatophagidae. Gene Ontology annotation, biological process: centrosome cycle; interkinetic nuclear migration; positive regulation of centriole elongation. The transcript has 20 exons.
AAAAUGGGUGGCGCCAAAGCUUGACAACAAAGCGGCUGUUUGCUGCAACGGCCAGUCAGUCUCCGAGUAAACAAAAUUUUGUCUAUGUUUAACUUUUGCGUCCACAAGUAGGUUAUGAAGUAUUUCGUGGUUUGAAAACAAGAAGUUGAAAAGUUUCCAUCACAGCGGUCAAAUGUCACCAUGGCUUCGAAGACAGACCAACUUCUUAUCGUUGUGUCCAUCCUGGAAGGUCGUCACUUCCCGAAGAGUCCCCGGCUCAGUCUGGUGGUCCAGGCGAGCUUUGAUGGCGAGCAGCUAGCCACAGACCCAGUAGACCAUAGAGAUCAGCCACAGUUCAACACUGAGCUGGCCUGGGAGCUUGACCGCAGGACGCUGCACCAGCACAGGCUGCAGAGAACUCCCAUCAAGCUUCAGUGUUUUGCUGUUGACUCUGUGAGCAAGAAGAGAGAGAGUGUCGGUUACAUCGUCCUAGACCUUCGAUCUGUACAAGAGGUCAAACAGGAGCCCCGCUGGUAUCCAUUGCUGAGCAGUAAAUACACCAAACAGAGACCAGCUCUCCUCCUCAGUGUGGCAUUGGAGAAUGACACCAAGCCCUCCGAACCCUCUCCUGACCGGUUCAAAGCCAAGAAGGCCCCACCCCGUCAAGGUUCUCCUGCAGUAACUGACCUUCUCCCAGACAAACUGGAGGCUGUACUGAUCCCAGACCAGGGUUACCACCAAGUUGGACCUGCAGAUCACUGCUCUGAUGUGUUCGUACUGUCUGUCACCGUGGCCUUUGCUACCAAACUAGAACAGUUGAUUCCCAGCACAAUGAAACUGUCAGCUGAGGGGUCAGAGUUCUUCUUCUACUACUCCUUACUGGGAAACGACAUCACUAGUGAGCCUUUCCACAACCUGCUGAGCCCUGACUUCGAGCCAGAGCGCGCUUCUGUGCGCAUCCGCAGCAGCAUGCGCAUCCUCCAGACCUUCCUGUCUCAGCAGCCCAGUUUACAGAUCCACUUGUGCUGUGGGAAUCACUCGCUGGGCAGCACAGACGUUUCUCUCUCAGCUCUGUGUGCAGUUUCAGUGGAUCUCGAGAACAAGGCAGCGACUGUGGAGGGAGCAUUUGUACUCCAACCUCCGAAACGCAUCAAACAGACGCUGCCGGCUCUGCCCCCCGAUCUGCAGCCCACUGUAGGAGUGUCUGUGACCCUGAGGAAGGAGGAGGUCACACCACAGUCUUCCAAGAAUAAAGAAGGAAGUGGAGCUCAGACACACUCCCACACUCCUCCCGUUCCUGUUCCCCCUGCUGAGCAGAGACCACAAAGCUCCUCUCCAGUGCAAAAACCUCCUGAUUUUGCUCCUCCUGGCCCUCCUCUUCCUCCUCCUUCCUCUCAUACAGAGAGUGAAGCAGAGAGUCUGCUGGAAGAGCUUCAACAUGGCAAACAGCAGGCAGGGCUGGCAGCUGUAGAUUUAGAAAUUCCUGUGCAGCAGCAAAGUCAGACUGAAGCUACAGCAGGGGGUGGAGCAUCAUCUGUCAGUGUCUCUGCUCCCAAAGUGUCCAUCCCCUCCUUCGCCCAUCACUACUGCUUCUCUCUGGACCUCCGCAGCCUUGGAAGCCUCAGGCUGGCACACCCUGUUGCUGCUACACUCAGGUAUUCGUAUCAGUUCUUUGGCAGUCCAGCUCCCAUCAUGACCAACCCACCUGUGGAGCUGCAGAGGAACAUGGAGGCAUCUCUGCCUCAGUCCUACUGCGCUUUCGACUUUGCUGCUCUGCCACAGCAGCUACAGGACACCUUCCUCAGAAUUCCUCUGGUGGUGGAAGUUUGGCACAGAGACUCCACCAGCAGAGACCAGCUGAUAGGACGAGCCUCCAUCCAGCUGUCUCACCUGCUGAGCUCUGAGAGGAGAACAUUUCUGGCAUCAACAGGAGAGCAGUGCUGGAGACAAACUCACCAGGACCGGAUCCCUGUGGUCAAAACUCACCACCACAGUGAAAAGGUAGCAGAACUGAGCUAUGUGGCAACACUGGAGGAUCUGGGAUUGGUUAAAGCCACAGAAAUCAUCGUGUCCGAAUCUUCACAGAAUGAACCUGCAGUCCCCACACAGCUGACUUCCCAUCCUGCAGUGCCCAGACCUGCUGCUCCCACAGCUCCAACCGGCCCCAGAGACACCCUGGAGUACCGCACGGCCAUGGAGCUGGAGCUGUGGAAGGAGGAGCAGGAGGACCUGUUUGAUGACCAGUUAAGGAAGAAGGAGCUGAGCCACAUGCAGGCUCUGGCAGAGGAGUGGAGGAGGAGAGACAGAGAGAGGGAAGCUCUGGUGAAGAAGAAGGAGAUGGAGUAUAAUGUGCUGGAGGAGCAGCUCCAGAAGACUCUGUCUGAUCUGGAGAAAAGAGAGAAACAGCUGGCUCAGGCUGAGCUGGAGACUCAGCGGCUGCACAGGGAGAUGAGGGCAGAGCACGAUCUGGCUCAGAGGGAGAUGAAGGCGGAGCACGAUCUGGCCCAGAGGGAUCUGCAGGAGAGCCGCAGGAGGCUGCAGCAGGAGUGUGACCACCGGGUGGCGCUGGAGAGAGACAAAGUCCGACUGCUGGAGGAGGAACGAGCCCGUCUGCUGCAGCAGAUUGCAGAUGGGGACUCUCGCUAUAAGCAGCUGGAGAAAGAGUUUCAGCUCUACAGAGAACAACAGAACAUCAGACCUGAGUUCAGACUGCAGUCAGAGAUUAACUUACUGACUCUAGAGAAGGUGGAGCUGGAAAGGAAGCUGGAGUCCACCACCAAGUCCAAGCUGCACUACAAGCAGCAGUGGGGGCGUGCCUUAAAAGAACUGGCCAGGUUCAAACAGCGGGAGCAGGAAAACGCAAUGACGCGUCUGAAGAAGCAGCAGGCGGAGCUUGAGGCCAUGAGGCUGCGUUACCUAGCAACAGAGCAGAAGGAGGCGGUCCAGAAAGACAAGCAGGAACUCGAUGACAUCAGGAACGAACUCAACAGAUUAAAGCAGCAGGAGGAGGACCGAUUAGGCCCCACCUCGUCCCUGGUUGGGCCCGCUCCGUCUCAGAGUGUGAAUGAGAGCGCUGAUGAACACCUGAGCCGCCUUUUAGAGGAGAGAGACACUCUGCUUCGGACCGGAGUGUACACCCAUGAUGACCGAAUCAUCGCUGAGCUCAGCAGACAGAUACAGGAUGCCAUGAGGGAUAGAGGGAAUCUCUGACAACUGCUGUAACUGACCAAUCAGAGACAGAGCCACACCUGAGACUGCAGGUAAACCAGUUUGUAACACAGGACGUCAGCUGAGCUUUGAGGAGGAGAUUGCCUUAAAUCCAAGACACAGAAAGUAGCAGUUUAACUUCUUUAAUUACUUCAGCAUGCCUGACACACAUUCAUGUCCAAGUAGAAAUGAGACUCCUGCACUGAUAUAUAAAACACAAGUACUUAUUCAGGUAUAUUUCUGUCAUAAAUGAGGAAAAUUAAGUGGGAUGUGAUUGAACUCUUAUCGUGAUGCACAUUCAUGGAAGGAAAUAUUAGAUUUAUUGUAUUAAUGUAUGAUUCAAUCAGCUGUUCAACCCUGCCGUGCUAGAUUCUGACUGUUGUUUGUUUGCUUGUUUGUGGAUUUCUGCAUCUCAUAUAUUGUGUGCUGAAGGAGAUUACAGGUGUGAGUUUCUUCUUUUGCUGAGCAAAUCAGAUGUUCACGUGUUUAUAUUAAUGUUGUUUUACAUUUGUGUGCUGUCAUGUGGGACAACAUCCGCAAUCCUGUCUUGUGUAGAAAUGACUAAAGUUUAUCCAGUUUGGAGAGUAGCAACUAUAACAGGAACCAGUUACUGUAUGUGUGGACUUUUGAGUAUUAUAUUACAAUGUGAAACUUUUCUUUAAAGGAUCACUAGGACCACUAGUUACGCAUGUCUGAAUGUUACACAAACGGCCUGACAAUUUGAUCACUGUCAACUAUUUUGCUGUGAUACCAUACCUUUUUGAUUUUCUAAUUUUCAGAGAAUGCCUUCAGGCCAUUUUGUGAGCGCUCUUCAUGUUCAUGAGUCAUCUUCACGAUGUUCACUGGAGCUGAAAGGAUUAGUCGAUUUAUCAGUUUGAUGGCUGUCAGAACCUUAAUUAAUGUUAAAAUAAUUGUUAAUCAGUUGAAAUUUUUUUCAACUGAUUUUUUUUCUUUUU